Molecule: messenger RNA, 2256 nt
Organism: Schistosoma rodhaini
Lineage: Eukaryota; Metazoa; Platyhelminthes; Trematoda; Strigeidida; Schistosomatidae
Source: the annotation of a GenBank genome assembly
AUUUAACUCAAGGUCGUCUGGGUCGAAAUAUCAGGUACAUAUCAACAAGGUCCGUAGGAUGGAGAUAAAGUGUUUUACCCACAAUCCAAUAUUUAGCUGCAGUUAGAACCUGCCUCCUGCAUUGUGCGUCUAUAAUUACGUACUGCUUGUUGGUCGGCUGAGCAGUACAUAAAAGGUCAUUUGAGCCUUUGAACUGAAAUAGAAUGGCUCGUAUUGAACUCAUACGUAGAUUGCGACUAUUCACAGUUUUACGUCGAAUGUCAGAUUGUGAGAAUCGAUUCGGCACAACCAAACUAAUAAUGCCAGUUGUUUCACGUCCUGCCUCAUUUUUUUCUUUUAUCAAAUCAAAGCUUGAUGAAGCUGUCUCUAGUCAGUCUAAAGACUCUCAGAGUGUACCAAAUGACAGUGAAUGGAUUGAUGCAGUCCAAAACGUUGAAAAAUCGGAAUUGUUACAUUUGAAAGGAUCUGAUACUAAUAUGACUAGAACAGAAAUUAGAAAAUGGAAGAAACGUACAUUUCUUCAUAUUUUAGAAAUGUUUAUUCAACGAUCAGGACCAAGUCGUAAAGGAUUCACUUCAUUUAUUCAAAAUGCAUUAAUUAAAAUGCCUGAAUAUGAAGUGACUGAUGAUUUAGAUUGUUAUAAAGCAGUAAUUCGUUUAUUUCCUACUGGACGAAUGAUUGUAAAACGUUUCUUUCAAGCUGAUUUUGGUCAUUUUCCAAAACAACAACAAGUUAUGAUUGAUAUAUUAAACCAAAUGUCAAGAUAUCACGUCCUGCCGGAUGAUGAGGUUGGUCAAAUGAUUAUCGACGUUUUCGGUUGGCGUAAUCAUGCUAUGCAAACUUAUCGUCGUCUUAUGUAUUGGAUGCCUAAAUUGUAUUAUAGUAAUCCAUGGACAAUACCACUCCGAAUCGCUGACGAUCUCGAUUUAGAUCCCAUUAAAUUAGGCUGUUUAAUUGCUGAAAGAAUAUGCCCUGAUCGAAUGACAGAGUUCACUGUUGUACAGAUGCCUUCAUCUAAUUCUUAUCUACCAGAUUCACUUAUCAGUGCUCAAAGUCCUGAACAACGUGCAUUACUAGCAUAUUGUACUAAUAAACAAAUUCACAAUAAUCAGACUAAUAAUAUUCAAUGUACAAAACCAACGAUUUAUUUAGAUGGACCACAUUAUGUGUGGUUUAAGAAUUUACAAGCUGCUUAUUACACCUUAUGGACAGAAAUCGAUGCUGAUCGAUUAAAAAAAGAAAUUAAUGCUGUGAAAGUUAACCAAGCGCCAAAGUAUAGUGCAGACGAACCGUACAACCUUUCAUUCUUCAACUAUUCCAAUGAUACUUCAAAUAUAGUGUUGAAUAAUUUCAAUUCUCAAAAUGAGAAUCGCUCACUUUUUCCACAUAUGAGUCUUCUUCCUACAGUGAGUUCAACUGGUACUGAAUUGCACCAUUGUAAUGAAGACAAUGUUUCUACAAGAUUUAUAAGUAAAUGUGAACCAGAAUUCGAUAAACGUUGGCUUUCAAUUCGUCAAAGUCAUGUCUACAAAUUUUUACCAUCCAAUCUAUGUCAACAUGAACAAGGUGAGGGUACAAUACUUGCUGUUGGAGUUGUUGUACCUAAACCAGAUGCUUUGGAUAAUCAAAAAAAAUUAUAUGAUUGGGAAGUUUCUAACAAAAUUCAUCAUACAGAUUCAAAAGAUUGUAAACAACAAAGUCAAAAAGAAAGAUACAAUUUACCACAAAUCCCAUCACCUGCACCUUCUACACUUAUUAGACUUUGGUUAAGUGAACUACAAUCUAAAAAUCCUUUCCUUGAUGAUGCCGCAUUAAUUAUUCGAGUCCCGGUAAAUAUUGAUCAGAGCCAAAAAUCUGAAAAUAAUAAUCGUACUGAUGAUGACUUACAUUUUGAGAAUCAAGAUAAAGAUAUUAGGUAUAAUUCGUAUAGUUAACAGGCACAUUAUAUUGUGUAAAUAAAUGGUUUGCAUUUUGAGUAAACAUUAAUUGUAAUGUAAUGUGCAUAUGAACCCCUAUAUUGAUUACUAGUCUUAUCAACUCAUGUAUGAAUUAUUCUCCGUAUACUGGUGGAAUCAUUUUAAAAGCAUAUGUUUUUCCCUCAUGUAUUCUAUACAUAAUGCUUAUCCCUGCAUGUUAGGGUAACAAUGAUCAAUUACAAGUGAGGACUGUGAUUUUAUGAUUGUUUGAUAUUUUGAUGAAUGCAUCUCAGUUUAAUUUAUUCAAAGCUUAGCAAUAAAAUCAAUUGAUACUUUGUAA